Trichophyton rubrum CBS 118892 is the source of this 1611-nucleotide messenger RNA. RefSeq lists its product as uncharacterized. Lineage: Eukaryota; Fungi; Ascomycota; Eurotiomycetes; Onygenales; Arthrodermataceae. Gene Ontology annotation, cellular component: membrane. Gene Ontology annotation, molecular function: transmembrane transporter activity. The transcript is spliced from 7 exons. Bases 1 to 1611 code for a protein of 536 amino acids. The record is from RefSeq and is a predicted model, not a curated record. Gene Ontology annotation, biological process: transmembrane transport.
AUGUCUUCCGACUCCAUUUCGACGAAGCGGUUGAAGAGCGCUGAGGAGAGCGUUGGACAUCCAGAGGAAGCCCUCACGUAUGACGAACAGCAUCAGCAUGUCCCAGCCAAGUAUAUGGGCACGUCUCGAGAUCGAGAUGAUAUGUGCCAGCUGGGAAAGACACAAGUCUUGAGAAGAAACUUCCGUUUCGUCUCUAUUCUUGGAUUCGCAUGUACACUGAUUGCAACUUGGGAGGUGGUGUUGAGUCUUCUCGGAUUUGCUUUACUUGACGGAGGCACAGCUGGCCUCAUUUGGGGCUUUCUGGCUGUCUCAUGCGGCUUCUCUCUGGUAUUCGCCAGUCUUGCAGAGAUAGCUUCAAUGUCCCCUACGGCUGGUGGUCAGUAUCACUGGGUUUCCGAGUUCGCCCCACCGAGCUGCCAAAAAUAUCUUAGCUAUAUCACAGGUUGGCUAUGCUCGACCGGAUGGCAGUGCGCCAUCGUUACAAUUGCAUUUUUAGCCGGAACGAUUAUCCAGGGUCUGUUGGUAUUAAAUCUACCGGAGUACGUUCCCCAGCGCUGGCACGGCACGAUGCUGGUCAUUGCCAUCUCAGCAUUUUCGAUCAUAUUCAACACCUUCCUAGCGAAGAAGCUCCCCUUGGUAGAGGCUCUUCUUCUCUUGCUUCACAUAAUCGAUAUAAUUGCAAUCAUUGUACCACUCGUGGUACUUGCUCCCCGCAGCAGCGCCGAAGUUGUUUUCACGAAAUUCAACAACGGCGGAGGAUGGAGUACUGCAGGGGUCGCGGUCAUGGUUGGGCUGCCCCCAGCCAUUGCGUCGAUGAUAGGCUACGACUGUGCAGUGCACAUGGCCGAGGAAAUCAAAGAUGCAUCGAAAACACUUCCUCAAGCCAUGAUGAGUGCUGUGGGAGUCAAUUUCAUUCUAGGCCUGGCUGUUAUUCUCACUAUAUGCUUUACUGUCGGAGAUAUUGACGCAGUCCUUGCAAGUCCAACAGGAAUCCCGUUUAUCCAGGUCUUCUUCAAUGCUACCCACAGUCAUGCAGCAACCAAUGCCAUGACGUCGAUCGUCGUCAUUACGCUCGUUGCAAGCACUAUCACCGAAGUGGCAACUGCUUCCAGACAGACUUGGUCAUUUGCCAGGGAUAGGGGAGUGCCAUUUGCUGAUUUUCUGUCCCACGUCAAUCCCUCAUGGAACAUUCCUCUUCACGCCGUGAUAGUCUCGCUGGUUGUGACUAUCCUCCUGGCACUAAUCAACGUUGGCUCAACUACCGCCCUAAAUGCCAUUACUUCUCUGACAGUCGCCUCCUUGAUGAGUGCGUAUCUGAUUUCCAUCGGGUGCAUUUUGCUCAAACGCAUCCGCGGUGAAGCACUCCCUUCCCGGCGCUGGUCUCUUGGCAAAUAUGGAGGGUUCAUCAACGCUGCAGCGAUGUUGUUCCUCCUCCCGCUGUUUGUAUUCUCUUUCUUCCCAUUGACCAAGGAAGUAAACGCCACGACGAUGAACUGGAGCUCGCUCAUCUACGUGUCAGUCAUCUUGUUUGCGACCGUCUACUACUUCGCCUAUGGCAAGAAGUCAUAUGUUCCUCCAAGCUCCCUUGUGAGGAGGCCUUUCAAGCCCUGA